Molecule: messenger RNA, 843 nt
Organism: Oppiella nova
Lineage: Eukaryota; Metazoa; Arthropoda; Arachnida; Sarcoptiformes; Oppiidae
Source: the annotation of a GenBank genome assembly
CACAUAAAAAUCUUAUUAUAAAGUUUUAUAAUAAUAAUAUGGAUCUAAAAAUUUGUACCUUGGUCGUGUGUGCGAUUAUAUUAUGUAAUAGUAAUAAUGUGCUGGGUCAGUCAUCGGCAAAUAUUAAUAAUAGUCCAGACAAUGCCGGCGCGAAUGGGACUCAACAGCAAAUAAAAUGCAAUAAAAAGACGUAUAAAGAUGUGGACGCUAUGAUCGCCCGGAUGUUGACGUUUGGCAACUCCGGUAGGAAGUUCCCCGAGGAGGCCAAGGAGGUGAACAAGUAUUGCGAGGACACCAAAAUCAUGAUCAGCAAGAUCGAGAAACUGAAUAAAGGUUGCAUGAAAGGACUGGUACGUCAGGUGCUGUCCAUAACCACCUAUUCGGCCAAAAAGACGUUCAAUCAGUUGUGUCGCCAGAAGUCCGGUCCCACGAAACGGAUGCUCGAAAUGCUGGAGUCCUCCAAAUGUCUCAAUAAAGCCAAUCAAGAGAUUCAGAAGUGUUACGACAAUACGAUCGACCACUUCGUCAGCCUUAAGACAGUGGACGAUAAGGUGAAGAUACCGAUGGCCUGUUGCGCGUACCACAAGAAAAACAACUGUAUGAGCAAACUGGCCGAUAGGGUGCCCACAUGUACCGAGAAACAGGUGGAUAUAGCGAUCCGGUUCAUUGAGUCAAUAUCGGGGUCGUCCCUAAACUUGGUUUGUGCCGACUAUUCGGACUCAUCGGACAAAUGCGAUCAAUUCAACGGAUUUAAGCCGACAUCCGAUCCCAAACUGCGGACCAAAUCGUUUUUCCUGCCAUUAAUUGAAUUGUUUGACAGCUUUGAUGAGGUGUAGGGGCCCG